Messenger RNA from Talaromyces atroroseus, 1611 nucleotides. RefSeq lists its product as hypothetical. The transcript has a single exon. Gene Ontology annotation, molecular function: proline dehydrogenase activity; FAD binding. The record is from RefSeq and is a predicted model, not a curated record. Gene Ontology annotation, cellular component: mitochondrion. NCBI's taxonomy places the organism in Eukaryota, Fungi, Ascomycota, Eurotiomycetes, Eurotiales, Trichocomaceae. Bases 1 to 1611 code for a protein of 536 amino acids.
AUGCUGCUCUCUUCAAGCCCCAGAAAGACGUUCUCUCGUAGUCUACACAGUCAGGUUUCGUCACAGAACUGGCAUGUUGAUAUUGCUGUCUACAAACCACCAUAUCAUUUUAACCGCCGACAUCACUACUCCCUUGGCCAUCAAGUGAGCGACGGCCGUGGGGUAGCACCAGCUGCAACAGAGCCAUCCAUUGGCAUCAUCCAGCACGCCAAACACUCUACACUCGCGCCUCAAAAGCACACUCAAAAGACAGAACAAGACCAUGCCUUGUCUCCGUCACCGCCAUCAUCCCUGGCCAUCCUCCCUUUAAGCACCGUGCUACGCUCGUUGGCAAUCACCACAUGCACCUCAGUACCAGCGCUACUGGGGCCAGCUCUAAGCUCGCUCUCAGUUCUGGCACACUCCAAGUCCGCCAUCCUGAACCCAGAUAAGAAUGGCGUUCUAAAGUCUCUCCUUCGCCAGACUAUAUACUCGCAGUUUUGUGCCGGAGAGACACCAGCGGAGGUCCGGAAGACAAUGUCCGAUUUGAAGCAGCUCGGAUACGCAGGCGUGAUUCUGGGUUAUGCCAGAGAAGUCGUUAUGGAUGGAGACGAGGCGUCGAAGAUGGGGGCACAAUCCGUCAAGACCGGGAGAGAAGCCGCCGAGGAAGAGCGACGCCUGCGCGAAAUCGACGAAUGGAAACGGGGCACCAUGCAGACCGUCGAGCUGGCCCAGGAAGGCGACUUUGUGGCCUUGAAAUUCACCGGUGCUGGUCGACAUGCACUCCGGCAUCUCGUCCAUGGUCUUCCGCCAUCCCCGGAUCUUGAAAGGGCCAUAACGGAAAUCUGUGACCAGGCUAGAGAGCGUAAGAUCCUGCUUCUGUUUGAUGCUGAGCAGCAUGCUGUCCAGGAUACUAUCGAUGCUUGGGUUCUUGACUUGCAGCGGAAAUAUAACGGGUCGUUCACUAUGAAGGGGAAGCCUCACGCUCUUAUAUAUAACACAUAUCAGGCCUAUCUUCAGUCUACCCCGAAGACACUUGCGAGACACCUCGCAAUCUCGCAGAGAGAAUCAUUCGUGCUCGGCGUGAAACUCGUCCGAGGGGCGUAUCUCAAUAGCGACCCUCGUCAUCUCUUCUGGCCCACCAAAUCGGAGACUGAUCAUUCCUACGACACUAUCGCGCAGUGCCUAAUCACGAGACAAUACAACGAUUUCCUGAAACGCGAAGAAACAGCAGCAGCUCCGCCCCCUUCUUUCCCCCAAGCAGAUCUAGUGCUAGCAGGUCAUAAUCGCGCGUCCGUGGCAAAAGCCCGAGCUCUUCGCGACGAACAGGCCCGGCGGGGAGAGCCAUUGAUCAAGAUGGUUUAUGGGCAGCUUCAAGGCAUGGCAGACGAUAUCAGCUGUGAGCUGGUCCAUCAUUCAAUGACAGCAGCAGGAGGAACAAAACACACAUCUGGCAGGCAACUGUCCGGUGAAAUUCCACAGCCAUAUAAGUAUCUUGUCUGGGGCACAGUCGGAGAAUGCACCAAGUACCUUCUCCGGAGGGGCCAUGAGAAUCGAGAUGCAGCCUCCAGGACAAGGGACACCAGGGCAGCCAUGUUGAAGGAAUUGAAGCGGCGCAGCUUGCUAGGUUGA